Messenger RNA from Aspergillus homomorphus CBS 101889, 1267 nucleotides. RefSeq lists its product as uncharacterized. NCBI's taxonomy places the organism in Eukaryota, Fungi, Ascomycota, Eurotiomycetes, Eurotiales, Aspergillaceae. The record is from RefSeq and is a predicted model, not a curated record. Bases 220 to 1167 code for a protein of 315 amino acids. The transcript is spliced from 2 exons.
CGUAUACCUACUCCAUCACGGCAACAUCGUAAGACCUUUCUCUCCCCAAAGUGACCCAACAAGCACCUCAAUCCAGGUGUCCAUCCCAUCCCCUUUAAUAAUCCCCUCAACUUGAGUCUCUAUCUCUCUCCCGCUCGAGAGCGAUCAAUUCAACCCCCACAACCCCGCCCCUUCCCCCAUCCAUCUUCUCUCUUUCGAGAGAGAAAAAGGACACAAAAGAUGCGCCCCCAAGGCGCCCGCUCCUUCACCCCUUGGCUGGACCUGACCUACCGGCUCUUCGACAACACCACCGCGACGACGCCGUCCGGCCGCGCCAACCCGCUCGGCAUCGGCUACGUCACCCAGGCCCGCGAAUGGCGCCGCGUCUAUCUGCAUCCGCGCUUCCGCGAGGAGUUCCGCCGGUUGGCGCGCGCGCAUGCCCAGAAGGGGUUCCAGGAUGAACGGGUUGAGAAGGUUGUUUUGAAGAGUCUGGGCGGUUCAGUGUCAGCCCGUAACGACACCUUCCACUACUCCGCGAUCGUCCUGCACCUAGGGCCCAAGCAUCAUCGCGUGCUAAAGCGCGAGGCCUGGCGUGGAUCGGUGCCGAUGAGCGAGUUGAGGGAGGCGGAGACGCUGAAGCUGCAGGGCCAGAAGCCGGCUGCUGAGCAGGAGGUUGAGGAGAUCGAGGAGGUGAUUCAGGUGGAUGAGGCGCUUGGGUGGGACUUUGUGGGGCGGGUUGAUCAGAUGGACCCGUUGACGGUUUAUCGGCCGUUGACGUCCCCUGAGGAGGAGGAGGAGCAGAAGGCGUUUGUGGCGAUGAAGAAGAAGGAGCUCGAUCUCAAGGCGCGGGAGGAGAAGAUCAGGGAGGAGAAGGGGGAUGCUGCUGCUUAUUGGUUCAGGAAGAGGAGAAGGUCGGAGUGGAUUGAUUGGAGGGAGUUCAAGAAGCAGUUGAAGCUGAAGAAGGAGGAGGGCCCUGAGGGGCAGCAGGGUGUGGAGAAGAGGGUGGUGCCUGUUAGACGUGUCGAGACCUCGAAACGCCCUAUUAAAGACCGCCGUGGGACGGUGACAUCUACUGUUGAACAUGUUGAGGCGUCGACAUCUCCUGUUAAACGUGUUGAGACGUCGACACCCCUCAUUAAACAUAUACCGACGUCGGUCCCUCUCCGCAUUAGACUCAUCAACAGCUAACCGUUACAAUGAGCAGUACUGCACAUGAUUAGUCGAAGAAUGGCGAUGGGCGAAGUCGUGUCUGGGGAGGGAUGGAACGUUUCUGUGGUGAAUUUACAUC